Messenger RNA from Neoarius graeffei (lesser salmon catfish), 4045 nucleotides. RefSeq names its product zinc finger and BTB domain containing 2b (gene zbtb2b). Gene Ontology annotation, molecular function: protein binding; RNA polymerase II cis-regulatory region sequence-specific DNA binding; DNA-binding transcription factor activity, RNA polymerase II-specific. The transcript has 3 exons. Gene Ontology annotation, biological process: regulation of transcription by RNA polymerase II. Gene Ontology annotation, cellular component: nucleus. The record is from RefSeq and is a predicted model, not a curated record. The coding region runs from base 390 to 1994 and encodes 534 amino acids. Lineage: Eukaryota; Metazoa; Chordata; Actinopteri; Siluriformes; Ariidae.
CAUGGCGACCCCGGGGGCCAAAACAUUUCACAUUUCACGGCUCGUGCUAUCUUGGCGCGCGCAUACCGCUAAACACUUCAUUUGUUUUGGCACCCCCCAUCACUGUGCGCGCGCGCGCCCCCUCCUCCCCUCACAGCCGCCUGCGCGCCGUGUUUAAGGUCCCUCAGUCAGUCAUGUGAUUGUAACGUAACCCGACCGGAAAACACCGACAACCACCGCCGCCAAUGCUGCGUCUGAGAGGAACAGAGCAGCUGCGCCGCGACCAACGGCCCGAGAGUCAGUCCGCCCGCCCGCGGGAACACACACAGCGCCGCCGCCCGACUCCACACGCGCUCACACCGAACUAAGUAGACCGGAAGCUGACUCGUCAUCUCUGUGUAGGUGGAAGUAUGGAGCUGGCCAACCACGGGCUUAUCCUCCUGCAGCAGCUCAACGCGCAGAGGGAGUUCGGCUUCCUGUGUGACUGCACAGUCGCCAUCGGUGACGUCUUCUUCAAAGCACACAAGGCCGUGCUGGCCGCCUUCUCCAACUACUUCAGGAUGUUGUUUAUUCACCAGGACAGCGAUUGCGUUCGUUUAAAGCCUGCGGACAUCCAACCCGAUAUCUUCAGCUACCUCCUCAACUUGAUGUACACUGGCAAACUGGCUCCACAGCUAAUCGACCCCGCCCGUCUAGAGCAGGGCGUGAAGUUCCUGCAUGCCUACCCCCUCAUCCAGGAGGCGAGCCUAAACAGCCAGUCCGCCUUCUCUCAUCCCGAGCCCAGCAUCCGGCUUAACACGUCUCUCUACGGCAUCCAGAUAUCCGGCCAACAGGGGGCGCAGUCCGGCCGGCUCUCCACCAAGAGGCAGUCGUCACCCGUCGACUUGGAUAGCGCAGGCGCGCUCGAUGGGAAAGGUUCUAUCGCAAACGCCUCCCUGUCGUCUGGAUCCAGACUGCAGCCGGACAUGGAGAUCGAGUUAGCAGCGGUGAGCGGCAGCCAGUUCGGGAGAGAAGGCUCCGAGGCAGACGUGUCGUCCGGGGAAAGCGGGUCAGCCUUGCCAAGCGGGAACCCAAACACCAUCCUGCACGUGAAGCCCAGCAUCAUGAAACGAAGCUCCUCGUUCCGGAAGCACUACACCUGCCACAUUUGCGGCAGUCGCUUCAACCAGCGAGUGGCUCUGAGGGAACACCUUCUGUGGCACGCCCAGGCUAUGGCGCCUCUGAUGUUGGAGUCCGGAGGUGCGAUGUCCCCCAUACUUCCCGGAGGAGCUGCCACGCCCGACGUGGAGGAAGUUCUGACCGGCGUCGGAGCAUCCGCAGCCACUCCCAUCAUGGUGGACGUUGACGUUGACCAACCUCUAUCUGGAUCGAAAGUCUCUCCGCAGGGCGAGACGGCCAUCUCGGUUCCUUCAGCAGCGGCGGCGACGUCAUCGUGCGCAGCUCAGCCGCAAGCGGACACGCCUCCUCCAUCCGACAUCGCCGACAUCGACAAUCUCGAAGGCACGGCCGAUAUCGAGCGAGAAGUGAAGAGACGGAAGUACGAGUGCCCUACCUGCGGACGCAAGUUCAUCCAGAAGAGCCACUGGCGCGAACACAUGUACAUCCACACGGGAAAGCCGUACCGCUGCAGCGCCUGCGGGAAGAGCUUCUGCCGAGCCAAUCAGGCGGCCCGACACGUCUGCAUGAGCCAAGGGGCGGAGUCGGCGUACACCAUGGUAGACCGGCAGAGCAUGGAGCUGUGCGCGGCAGACGACUCCAGCCAGAUGGAGGCCCUGUUCCUGGGCUCGUCAGGAAGACCGUACAAGUGUAACGUGUGCGAAAUGACCUUCAUCAACCCAAACGAAGUCAUCAAGCACAUGUGCUUUAAUCAGGGCGUGGUCUUGGACGGAAGCGGCUCAGGAACGGCCAGGAGCGGCGUGAACACUGACAAAGCGUCCAAAGAUGAGGGUUCUGACGUGUCUAGUGGCGGAUCUUUAGUCGCGGCCAUUAAAACAGAGGAGGUCUUGGUAGAUUAGUUUUGUUUAUGAAUAUCAUAUUUUGUUUGUUGAAGAGCAUUUUUUUUUUUUUCUUUUCUGAUGUACGGAGUGUAGAACAGGAAAUGACUUGUGCGUGUUGUAGGAAACCGUUUCUCUCUUCUACUUCACUUUUGCUUUUCCGCACAAGCAGGGAAUCGAGACGUGUUUUAUUACAGCGUGAAGCUCGUUCAGUGGGUAAUUCAGGUCAUUCACAUGUUGCACAUUGUGGUUUAAGCCUUUCCUCUUUGUAACUGUCAACAGGAAGAGGAAGUAGUGAAUUGCAAUAACCCCACCUAUGGUGAGAGCGUGCUCCUCACUGAUUCUCAAAUCCCUCUACGAUCUGAACAACGGCACAGCGUUUUUUUUUUUUUUGACAUUUAAAGCAAUAGAUGGAGCCAUCACCAUAGUCCACUUAUUAUUAUUAUUAUUAUUAUUAUUUCUACCAGCCAAAGAGUGUUAGUUUAGCAGUUUCAUUUCUCUUCCUUGAUAAACCGAUUUUUUUUUUUUUCAGGACAGAAGCGACCAAAUCGUACCUCAGCUUGUAUGGAUUUGUGUCAAAGAGGGACUUGUUUCAGUUACUCCAUCGUAAUGAAGUUAUUCUAGCCGAAAUCCAGUAGCUAGAGUCUCAGCGAUGAGCGCACAUGACAAGCUAGAGCAGUUAUUUGAGUUAAAGUUCAGCAUAUUUUAAUAUUCUUUUCUUUUUUUAAAUUAUUAUUAUUAUUAAAAUCAAUGAUUUGUGCCAACACAAUUCAACAAUUUAAAAUGAUUUUUUUUUUAAUUGAUCUGGAACCAUCAGUGAUAAAUAUGUACAGAUGUGCCAUCUUUAUUAUUUUCUUCUUUUUUUUUUAAAUUUUAUUUAUCUGUUGAUUAUUCUGUGUUUAGUGUUGAAGACAAAGACAGUCAGGGUGAAGCUACACGUACAUCAUGCAUCAUUAUCUCAGUUUGAAGGGAGAUUUUCCUUUUCUACUCGUACUCUUUUACUGUUUUUUUUUGGUGGAAUAAUUUUUUUUAAAAGCCCUUAUUUUUUUUUUUCUUUCAAAUUUUAUACACAGUCCUAUAUUUACAAAGAAUAUUUUAUAUUACAAAUGUUGUAUAUUGCAUAAAAGUGCAUCGAGCGUAGAAUAUAAUCAGUUUUUAGUUUAGCGCGAGUGUAUGUAGACUUGUUUGCCUCUGCGUAUCCGGUCUUAUAUUAAUAUUUUAAUUAGAUAUAUAUUUUAAUUUUUUUAUUUUCAUUAUCUGCUGUUGCUUAUUAUUUGCUCCUUGCUCCUUCAGCUGUCAAUGCACUGAAAUUUAGGGACCUGACUACUUUUGAUGAAAUCUUCUCGGAAAGCAUGACGAUGCACUGGGGGUCAAUGUCAAACGUGCCGAAAAAGAAAUGAGCAGCUCGACAAAUAAGGAAGUUGUUAUUCUGCUUAUUAUUAUUAUUAUUAUUAUUAUUAAUGGAUUGCUUUCUGAACAAGAAAAUGGGACCGUUUGUUUUAAAAAAAAAAAAAGGAUUACUUCCUCAACAGUGUAUUUUUUUUUUUUUUCCCCCCUUUUUUUUGGUGAGGUUUCUGUAUGAGGGCAUUUAUUUUGUGAACUGAGCUACUACUGAUUGGUUAAAGACUGGGAUUUUAGAACGCGGUCUUCUUUACUCCGAGCGUUCCUUUAAUAUCGACUCCUAAUGGUCGGCGUGUACAGAUAUUACAAAUGAUAUUAUGCCAUGCUUUUUUUUUUUUUUUUUAAUUUUAUACUGUUACAUAUCUCUCCUCAUAUGCAAUUUGCUAAUGCGUUUUGUUCCGAGUUUAUUUUCGAGGCAGUUCCAGGGAGGGGGAGGGGGGGUGAAGGAUCUCUCCCUCUCCCCCAAAAUGCACAAACUCCAAAGCGAAGGCGAACCUACAGUAUACUGUGAUCUGCAGCUCCUCAGGAAAUGAACAACUGCCUCAGAAUAAAUGUGAUUUGUGAUUGUCUAGAAUGAAUAAUAAUUUUUUUUUUUUUUGCGUUAAAUUCCUUGUAAAUGUUAAUCGAAAUAAUUCGCAGUGGACAGAAUGAAUAAACAACAAUAAACAGCU